GGGCUUCAGGUUUAUGUUUUCCCAGUAGAGUUAUAUAUUUCGAAAGCCACUAGGGAAACUAAACCCUAGUUCUGCGAUAAGAGAAGAUGGCGGAUGCCGGCGGCGAUCCGUCUUCCGGCGGGAGCUUGGGAGGGAAAGUUGUGUCUUUGAAGGAUCAAGGGAACGAUUUCUUCAAAUCUGGUAACUACUUAAAGGCGGCCGCCCUCUAUACGCAGGCCAUCAAGUUGGAACCAGACAAUCCUACCCUUUACAGUAAUCGUGCUGCAGCAUUUCUCCAUUUGGUCAAGCUUAGUAAAGCACUUGCUGAUGCUGAGAUGACCAUCACUCUUAACCCCCAAUGGGAGAAGGGUUAUUUCAGGAAAGGAUGUGCUUUAGAGGCAAUGGAGCGAUUUGACGAUGCAAUAGCUGCCUUUCAGGUGGCUCUGCAACACAAUCCCCAGAACAUGGAAAUAUCAAAGAAAAUAAAGAGACUCACACAAUUAGCUAGAGAAAAUAAGCGAGUAUUGGAAGUUCAAAAUAUCCGUUCGAGUGUUAACAUGACCAAGUUUCUGGAACCCCUGAAACCUGAAUUUUCUGCAGCGUUCCCAAUUGAGGGUGUAUGGAAAGAUAUCUUCUCUUUCCUAGUUGAAGUAAUGGAUUCAGCAAUUAAGGGAUGGCAUGAAACUGGUAGGGUGGAUCCUAGGGUCAAUUUCCUUCUUGAUAAGCAGAAGAGUCAGACUGAUAAGUAUGCUCCGGUUGUCAAUAUUGAUAAGGCCUUUGAAUCUCCUGACACACAUAGCAGUUGUUUCUCAUUUUUGAGGCAGUAUGCAGAGGAUUCCUUCUCUAGGGCUGCUUGCGUGAUUGCACCAAAGAGUAUUAUGUCCUAUCCACAAGUCUGGAAAGGGCAAGGUUCUAGGAAAUGGAAGCUUGGCCAAAAUGAUGGCUUCUUUGUGCAGUUUGAGUCACCUCUUCUGCGCAAAUUAUGGUUUGUUCCUAGUUCUACCGAGGGAAGCCAAACUUUGUGCAGGAAUCCAGAGGUUUUGGAUAUCAGUGCUCAUGAAGUGCUUCCUCGCAUUUUCAAAGAGUCCAAUCAAGACGUUUUGUAAAGAAGCAUCUACCUUUUAGGUCUCAUGCUGUUGUGAUGACGGUAUCUCUCUGCUUUUCAUUGUGUGGAUUGGGACAAACUUGAUUGCAGAUUAGUGCGCAACUUUUUGGUACCUCAAUUUUGCCAACGAACUACUCGAAAGAUUUUGUGACCUUUUGUUGUAUUAUCGAUGCUCAUGCGUGUGUACAAUUUCGUCACAUUUCAUUACAUUUUCAACUAAACAUGCAUGUUUUUUUUAAUACUAUGAUCGUUUAUAUCAUUUAUGCAAAA
Messenger RNA from Zingiber officinale, 1354 nucleotides. Its product is annotated as serine/threonine-protein phosphatase 5-like. The coding region runs from base 87 to 1085 and encodes 332 amino acids. Gene Ontology annotation, molecular function: Hsp90 protein binding. Lineage: Eukaryota; Viridiplantae; Streptophyta; Magnoliopsida; Zingiberales; Zingiberaceae. The transcript has 8 exons. The record is from RefSeq and is a predicted model, not a curated record.